Molecule: messenger RNA, 3135 nt
Organism: Schistocerca serialis cubense
Lineage: Eukaryota; Metazoa; Arthropoda; Insecta; Orthoptera; Acrididae
Product: midasin-like
Exons: 7
Coding region: 1-3135 (1044 amino acids)
Source: RefSeq, a predicted model, not a curated record
AUGGAGUACGGACGCUUCAGAGAGAGAAGGGAGCCAGAAUAUCCGUCCAUCUUCGAGAUCUUUCCCUGUAAACCGACUCCAGGACCUGCCCCUCGCAUCAAGAAAGAAGAGAAUAGUAAGGACGAUACUCGCAAGGACGGCCGUGCAGAGGGCCAUGCUGUUGGGCGCGUCAAGAAGAGAAAUGCAGCCGAAGAAAUACCACCGUCUGAUGACCGCGAGCGCAAACACACUGAACGGCGUCGCCGUCGCCGCAAGAGACGUGAGAAUAAACUGGUCGCCGCGCCGCAGGAGGGCCCUGCUGGGGUCCACGUUAUUGGGCGCUUCAAAGUGAAUAAAAUUGCGGAAGAUAAUCCACCGUUUAAGGAUCAAGACAGCGACCUGACUACGCAAAGAGAGAUUUGCCCCAAGGAACGAGAUGUAAUACUGGUCGAUGCGCCGCAGGAGGGCCCCACUGAGGUGGACGGUGCCACGAUGGAUCAAGAGGAGGAGAGAGUAGCUGAGUGUCUUAUGGAUGCUGCCAAUAUGGAACAAGACUGUCAAGAUUUAGAGGAGGAGGAACCUGAGAGUCUCAUGGGUGCGGCCAAGAUGGGCGAAGCAUGUAGUGACACUGAGGAAUGGGCAAAUGAUGGUGUCGUGGCCGUUUCUGAGACUGACCCAGCAUGUGGAGAUGAGGAGGAAGAGGCAGCUGAAAGUGUAGUGAAUGCUGCCAGGAUGGAACAAGGCCAUGAAGAUUUAGAGGAGGAGGCAGCUGAAAGUCACAUGGGUGCUGCCAAGAUGGAGGAAGUCCAUGGCCAUGCUGUUGGGCGCGUCAAGAAGAGAGAGGCAGCCGAAGAAAUACCACCGUCUGAUGACCGCGAGCGCAAACACACUGAACAGCGUCGCUGUCGCCGCAAGAGACGUGAGAAUAAACUGGUCGCCGCGCCGCAGGAGGGCCCUGCUGGGGUCCACGUUAUUGGGCGCUUCAAAGUGAAUAAGGUAGCAGAAGAUAAUCCACCGUUUAAGGAUCAAGACAGCGACCUGACUACGCAAAGGGAGACUUGCCCCAAGGAACGAGAUGUAAUACUGGUCGAUGCGACGCAGGAGGGCCCCACUGAGGUGGACUGUGCCAAGAUGGCUCAAGAGGAGGAGAGAGUAGCUGAGUAUCUUGUGGAUGCUGUCAAGAUGGGUGAAGCUUGUGGAGAGAUUGAGGAAGGGGAAGAUGAGGGUCUCGUGUAUGGUGCUGAGAUUGGUGCAGCAUGUAGAGAUGAGGAGAAAGAGGCAGCUAAGGUCCUCGUGAAUCCUACCAAGAUGGAACAAGCCCAUCAAGACUUAGAGCAGGAGGCAGCUGAAAGUCCCAAUGGUGCUGCCAAGAUGGGCGAAGCAUGUAGUGACACCGAGGAAUGGGCAAAUGAUGGUGUCAUGGACGUUUCUGAUAUUGACCCAGCAUGUGGAGAUGAGGAGGAAGAGGCAGCUAAGGUCCUCGUGAAUCCUACCAAGAUGGAACAAGCCCAUCAAGACUUAGAGCAGGAGGCAGCUGAAAGUCCCAAUGGUGCUGCCAAGAUGGGCGAAGCAUGUAGUGACACUGAGGAAUGGGCAAAUGAUGGUGUCGUGGACGUUUCUGAUAUUGACCCAGCAUGUGGAGAUGAGGAGGAAGAGGCAGCUAAGGUCCUCGUGAAUCCUACCAAGAUGGAACAAGCCCAUCAAGACUUAGAGCAGGAGGCAGCUGAAAGUCCCAAUGGUGCUGCCAAGAUGGGCGAAGCAUGUAGUGACACCGAGGAAUGGGCAAAUGAUGGUGUCAUGGACAUUUCUGAUAUUGACCCAGCAUGUGGAGAUGAGGAGGAAGAGGCAGCUAAGGUCCUCGUUAAUCCUACCAAGAUGGAACAAGCCCAUCAAGACUUAGAGCAGGAGGCAGCUGAAAGUCCCAAUGGUGCUGCCAAGAUGGGCGAAGCAUGUAGUGACACUGAGGAAUGGGCAAAUGAUGGUGUCGUGGACGUUUCUGAUAUUGACCCAGCAUGUGGAGAUGAGGAGGAAGAGGCAGCUAAGGUCCUCGUGAAUCCUACCAAGAUGGAACAAGCCCAUCAAGACUUAGAGCAGGAGGCAGCUGAAAGUCCCAAUGGUGCUGCCAAGAUGGGCGAAGCAUGUAGUGACACCGAGGAAUGGGCAAAUGAUAGUGUCAUGGACGUUUCUGAUAUUGACCCAGCAUGUGGAGAUGAGGAGGAAGAGGCAGCUAAGGUCCUCGUGAAUCCUACCAAGAUGGAACAAGCCCAUCAAGACUUAGAGCAGGAGGCAGCUGAAAGUCCCAAUGGUGCUGCCAAGAUGGGCGAAGCAUGUAGUGACACUGAGGAAUGGGCAAAUGAUGGUGUCGUAGACGUUUCUGAUAUUGACCCAGCAUGUGGAGAUGAGGAGGAAGAGGCAGCUAAGGUCCUCGUGAAUCCUACCAAGAUGGAACAAGCCCAUCAAGACUUAGAGCAGGAGGCAGCUGAAAGUCCCAAUGGUGCUGCCAAGAUGGGCGAAGCAUGUAGUGACACCGAGGAAUGGGCAAAUGAUGGUGUCGUGGACGUUUCUGAUAUUGACCCAGCAUGUGGAGGUGAGGAGGAAGAGGCAGCUAAGGUCCUCGUGAAUCCUACCAAGAUGGAACAAGCCCAUCAAGACUUAGAGCAGGAGGCAGCUGAAAGUCCCAAUGGUGCUGCCAAGAUGGGCGAAGCAUGUAGUGACACCGAGGAAUGGGCAAAUGAUAGUGUCAUGGACGUUUCUGAUAUUGACCCAGCAUGUGGAGGUGAGGAGGAAGAGGCAGCUAAGGUCCUCGUGAAUCCUACCAAGAUGGAACAAGCCCAUCAAGACUUAGAGCAGGAGGCAGCUGAAAGUCCCAAUGGUGCUGCCAAGAUGGGCGAAGCAUGUAGUGACACCGAGGAAUGGGCAAAUGAUGGUGUCGUGGACGUUUCUGAUAUUGACCCAGCAUGUGGAGGUGAGGAGGAAGAGGCAGCUGAAAGUGUAGUGAAUGCUGCUAGGAUGGAACAAGCCCAUCAAGAUUUAGAGGAGGAGGCAGCUGAAAGUCACAUGGGUGCUGCCAAGAUGGAGGAAGUCCAUGUAGAAGUGGUGGAGGGGGCAGCUGAGAGACCCUGUAGCCAACCCUCGGGUGCUGCUUGCACCCACUGA